AUGAUAGUGCUAUUGAAGAACAAAGUUGUCAAAGUCGGAAGCAAGAGUGAUGAGCCAGGAAAACGGUGGAUCAUACCUGGCAUCACUUUUACUGCCGCUCGACUCUCCGGCACCGCCAACUACGUGGGAGCUGCAACGACCGAUCCCCUCUCCGAUCCCCUCUCCGAUCCACUCUCCGAUCCCCUCUCCGAUCCCCUCUCCGAUCCCCUCUCCGAUCCCCUCUCCGAUCCCCUCUCCGAUCCCCUCUCCGAUCCCCUCUCCGAUCCCCUCUCCGAUCCCCUCUCCGAUCCCCUCUCCGAUCCCCUCUCCGAUCCCCUCUCCGAUCCCCUCUCCGAUCCCCUCUCCGAUCCCCUCUCCGAUCCCCUCUCCGAUCCCCUCUCCGAUCCCCUCUCCGAUCCCCUCUCCGAUCCCCUCUCCGAUCCCCUCUCCGAUCCCCUCUCCGAUCCCCUCUCCGAUCCCCUCUCCGAUCCCCUCUCCGAUCCCCUCUCCGAUCCCCUCUCCGAUCCCCUCUCCGAUCCCCUCUCCGAUCCCCUCUCCGAUCCCCUCUCCGAUCCCCUCUCCGAUCCCCUCUCCGAUCCCCUCUCCGAUCCUCACUCCGAUUCCCUUUCCACGAUCCUUAAAAAUCUUAUCCCGAAUGGGUCCCUGUGCCUGAGACCGUCGUCAGUCUAG
Molecule: messenger RNA, 669 nt
Organism: Stomoxys calcitrans (stable fly)
Lineage: Eukaryota; Metazoa; Arthropoda; Insecta; Diptera; Muscidae
Product: circumsporozoite protein-like
Exons: 3
Coding region: 1-669 (222 amino acids)
Source: RefSeq, a predicted model, not a curated record